AUAAAAGAAAGAAAUAGAGAGAAAAGAAAAUGUCAAAAAGAAUGAACAAAGAAAAAAAUAUACACAACACAUUUUAAAAACAUAUUCCGAUUUCACGGUUCCGUUGACUUUGACAUCGACAACUACAAACUGCGAUGGAGGUAGCGGACAUGACAUUAUCUCUCAAUCAUUAUAUUGGAACGCCGCCCUCAGCACCAAACGAGGAGGGGUCGGACAGGUAGGAGAAUCAGCUUCAUCCACCUGGACAUCUGUUCUAUCAAAGGCAGCCGCUCAUAGCCGACCCUAACAAAGCGAUCGAGGACUAUAUAGCGUGAGGCCCACGCCAACAAGUGGAUUUGUACACCGCACUGCUUCAGCAUCUUGCCUCGGGGGGGGGUCUGGGACAGCACGGUCCUGAAAGGGAUGCGACAACUGUCAUUUCUCUUCCUUUCAGGUUCCAGAGCCUUAAACUGACUUUGAUGGGACUAUAACUUGUCACUGAUGUAGAGACAUUACGAGUCGUUGAGAAUCUGGAAGCAGUUUUGUCCAAGUUCUGGAUUGUGUCAUAAACCAGCAGGAGAAACGCCCGUCUUCCAAGGACUUCACAUUUGCAGAAACUUGUUUGUACCCGAAUAACACCCAGCAGCGAGAGAAACUCCGGAUAAGCUCUGGCAUUCACAGGAUCUGGGGAAUAUGUGCAGAUGUCGAGGUGAAGUGACCUGGAUGUCCCUUCCGGGAUGUGUCUGCUCACAGUGACAUGGUCUGCGGUCAGUGAUGCAGUUUGUGCAGCAGGUCUCGUAAGCAGAAAUUGACUCUCAAGCUGAAGUGACCAACGAUCUCCUCUAGCAGUGCCGCCAUGAGGCCUACCACAAACAACGACCAUCACAACGACAGCGACAAUACGACUCCUCCGCAGCAGCCGAUGGUGGAGAAGCGGCCCGAAGACGAGGGCAAACCCAGGGACGCGGCGAUGCUGACGGAGCUUGUUCCUCCCUCACGGUUCCUAGCAGGAACGGGCGCGUCCUCCAUAGAACCAAAGAGCUUGACGGACUUGUCGGAUGUGACGUCACUCGCUGGACGGCGUCACGUGUAUGGUGACGUCAACGGCUGCUACCCGCGCGAGGUUUCGUACCCUGGAGAGGAUAGUUCCUAUUAUCAUUACGAAGCCGUGGCCGGCGACGGCUGCCCCCAGUCUGUCACAGACAGCGACGGCGGCUACCACAGCCCGGGGAGCUCGCCCUACUCCUUCCCCCACGAGCAGCGCCCUUCCGUCGCAGUUCCUGCCGCCAUCGUGAACUCUCCCCACUCCACGGACUGGGUUCCACACUCCUGGGACAACUCCAAGGUCCAGGAGCGAGGGGCUGGUUCCUACGCGACCAGUCCGCUGCUUCGCGGCGACGCGUUCGGUCAAUCGCCGUCCAGCGGCCACAACUACGAGGACAGUUCGCCUGCCUCCCACCAGAGGGCGCACUUGGCACUGCACGACAAUCGCGUCGGCUUCCAGGGUUUUCAAGAAGCGGCGAAAGCACUGGACCUGGAACACAGACAACAGAUCCUGGACCAUCUUCGAACGAACCAAGAAAGCAUUCAGGACCAAGAAAAUGUGGACUCGUCGGACUAUCACCAGGCGGCCAGCGGCUCCAAGAAGCGACGGAGGCGUGUUCAGACCGUCACGCAGAGGAAGGCGGCCAAUUUGAGAGAGAGGAAGCGCAUGUGCCAUCUGAACGUGGCUUUUGACAGUCUCAAGGAACACUUGCCCAACAUCCGAAACAGAAAGAAGCUUUCGCGGAUCCAGACACUGAGGGCGGCGAUAUACUACAUUCACUUGCUGUCAGAAUGCUUACACUCGGCAUGACGUAGAAAAGACUGAUGUAACAAAAACAAUUCCUCGGGGGUAGAGUGCUUGUGGGGUGGUGGCAGUAGCCGUUGGAAGAGCGUUCCAUCAAUAAAGAAAAAAAAAAAAAGACUGCUCUGAAGAUUCUCUUUUCUCUCACCACAAAUAAGAAAACUGGUCAUUCUGAUAUCAUGGUUGUGUUUGUCCUUUGUUUUGUCUUUUUAUGUCUUUCGUUGUUGUAUUCGCAAGAUUUGCUGAAAUAAAAUGUGCUGAAGGAUG
Molecule: messenger RNA, 2092 nt
Organism: Pomacea canaliculata
Lineage: Eukaryota; Metazoa; Mollusca; Gastropoda; Architaenioglossa; Ampullariidae
Exons: 2
Coding region: 836-1834 (332 amino acids)
Biological process (GO): developmental process; regulation of transcription by RNA polymerase II
Molecular function (GO): RNA polymerase II transcription regulatory region sequence-specific DNA binding; protein dimerization activity; DNA-binding transcription factor activity, RNA polymerase II-specific
Source: RefSeq, a predicted model, not a curated record